Messenger RNA from Lactuca saligna, 375 nucleotides. The record is from the annotation of a GenBank genome assembly. Lineage: Eukaryota; Viridiplantae; Streptophyta; Magnoliopsida; Asterales; Asteraceae.
AUGUCAAGUGGCUCAAGAAUCUCCACGAGUUCAAGCAAUCAGAGAUUAGAUAAGGAAGUCCUAUGUGAUUAUGAACUCCCUUCAAGAAUUCGUACCUCCAAGACCAAAGAUAACCCUGGAAAGAAAUUUCGAGUGUGCCCUAACUCAUUGGUAAAUACCAAAAUUGAUUUUAUUUGUCAAAUCGCAUCAAGUUUCUUCUUCUUACCUUCUAUGUUGUUGAUUUUAUUACUACAUAAACCAGGGAAAAAGUUUAAAUUUUGGGAAUGGAUUGAUGAAGAACCUGAGAAUAUGAAGCCCAUUGCAGAAGAUACUCUUUCGGAUUUUGCAGAUUAUCUUAAACAAGUUUUAGAGGAUGUGGCAUCUGUUAGAGAAUAA